AGGUGUAGCUGUAUAUUGGCAAGUUCGUCCACAGAGACAGAAGGUAAAAGUACAGGACAGUCACUGGAGGUCGUGAAGAGGGGCAGUGGUUAUCGAACCUAUUGCAGGACGCAGGACCAUGAAACCUGGGAAACUUCAGUACACGGUCACCCGCUCUGCCUACUCGGAGCCUGGUUUCAAAGCUCAGCACCAGCCAGUUGAGAGGUGUCACAAAACCACCCUGGAUCAUGUGAAGAUCUACUUUAGAUGCUCCACUGCAAAGGCAAAGAGGAUCUGCCUCAGUCUGUUUCCAAUCGUCUCCUGGCUGCCGGCCUACAAUGUGAAGGAUUGGCUCAUCAGUGACAUUGUGUCUGGUGUCAGCACAGGUCUCGUCUGUGUUCUACAAGGCUUGGCCUAUGCACUCCUGGUCUCAGUCCCUGCUGGUUAUGGACUGUAUGCGGCCUUCUUCCCCAUUUUGACCUACUUUUUCCUGGGAACAUCAAGACAUAUAUCAGUCGGGCCUUUCCCCGUGGUGAGUCUGAUGGUGGGGACUGUCGUGGAGAGGAUGGUGACUGAUGACAGUCUCGGGGCCAACUCCACCAUCUUUCCUGCUGACUUGAGCAAAGAGGAGAGGCAGGUGUGGGUGGCGGGCUCUGUCACCUUCCUUUCUGGCAUCUUCCAGCUGGCUCUUGGCUUCCUCCAGGUUGGUUUUAUCGUCAUCUACCUGUCAGACUCACUGAUAUCCGGCUUCACCACAGCUGCUGCAAUUCAUGUCCUGGUCUCCCAGCUCAAGUUUGUCCUCCAGCUGACUGUCCCUGGCUUCAGUGGCCCUCUUUCUCUGAUUUAUACACUGAAACACAUCUUUACUCACAUCACGGAAUCAAACGUUGCUGACGUCAUCAUUUCACUCAUCAUCAUGAGUGUGGUGUUCGUUUUCAAGGAAAUUAAUGACCGAUUCAAGUCCAAGCUACCUGUGCCAAUCCCCAUUGAGGUUAUUAUGACGAUAAUCGCAACGGGUGUCUCCUAUGCAUUUAACUUUAAAGAGACCUAUAACGUUGACAUUGUUGGACGCCUACCGAGCGGCUAUGAGACUCCGCUUCCACCCAACACUGCCGUCCUACAGCAGAGCUUUGGAGAUGCCUUCUCAAUUGCCAUUGUUGGUUUCGCUGUUGCAUUCUCUGUGGCCAAAGUUUACUCCAUUAAGCAUGAUUACACUAUCGAUGGAAACCAGGAACUGGUGGCUUUUGGAAUCAGCAACAUGUUCUGUGGUGCGUUCCGGGGAUUUGUAGCAAGCACUUCUCUCUCCAGAACGGCUGUCCAGGAGAGCACAGGAGGGAAAACACAGGUUGCUGGUCUGUUAUCAGCUUUGGUGGUGAUGAUUGUGACUCUGGCGAUUGGAUUCCUGUUAGCCCCUCUCCCCAAGUCAGUUCUUGGAGCGAUUGUCAUUAUUAACUUGAAAGGAAUGUUAAUGCAGUUCAGAGAUAUUGGAAUUCUAUGGAAGAAAGACAAGUAUGAUUGUCUGAUCUGGAUCGUGGCCUGCAUCGCCGCUGUUCUCCUUGGUCUGGACAUCGGGCUCGGUGCUGCUGUUGGAUUUGAGCUGCUGACCAUUGUCUUCAGAACCCAGUUCCCACAGUGUGCUGUAUUGGCUAACAUCAAUGGGACAGACCUGUACAGGAACAGGAAGGACUUUGUCAAUAUAUAUGAGCCAGAGGGAGUGAAGAUCUUCCGAUGUCCUUCACCCAUUUUCUUUGCAAAUAUUGACUUUUUCCGGGCCAAGCUGACAGAAGCUGUUGGGUUUAAUCCACUCAGGAUUCUCCGGAAACGGAAUAAAGCCCUUCGAAAAAUCAAGAAAAUGCUUCUGAAAGGAGAGCUCAUGGCCACGACGAGAGGGUAUGUGGAGACCACUGACGUAAGUUACCCGAAGGACUCGGACAACGAGGAGGACAAGAGUGAGGAGGACCCAGGCACAGCAGCAGACAUGCAGGAGUUGCCACUGCGGGUUGACUGGAGAUCUCCACCUGCUGGGAUUCAUGUUCCCAGGCUGGAAGUACACAGCAUCAUCUUUGACUUUGCCGCUGUCUCUUUCCUUGACAUGUCCGCCAUGAAAGGCUUGCAGUCGAUCUUGAAAGAAUUUGUCAGGCUUGAAAUUGAUGUUUACAUUGCUGCUUGUGAUGGUCUUCUCUUGGAAAAACUAGAAAGAUGUGGAUUUUUUGAUGAUGAAAUCACUCCAGAAAUAUUCUUCCUUACAAUCCACGAUGCAAUGCUCCAUAUUCUGGAUAGACACGACCCCAUCCAUUCUUUGAACCUGAGCAACGGAAAGGUUAUUGAGACCAGUGAAAAAUUAUGUGCUGAGGAAUUGAGAAAGAGAGACUGCUCAGUGCCACCAAUGACACAGUUCUGAACUUCCAGCCACUGAAGCACCAAUACAAAUCACAUUCAUCACUGCUUUGAAAACUACACCACUUUUAGCAAUGGCUGUUUUAUAUGAAUUUUUAUUACCUUCUUGUGCAGAAUUUUAUUCAAGUUCCCUGCUAAAGCACUUCUAAGCUUAUUAAUGUAUAAUUGUAAAUAUUUUAAUGAAAAGGAUGUAAUGUCAGAUGGAUACAAUGAACAGUGCCUGGCAGCACUGCUAGUCUGAGAUCUGACUGAAAUUUCUCUGUAUUUCCUUCUAACAUAAAAAGGAGACAUUUAGCCCACUGAGUCCAUGUUAGCUGACAUUCAAAUUAUUCCUGCACUUAUUUUUACUGUAACCCACCCUCCUAGAUCCCACCUAAGGGCAAUAUAACACACCAACCCGCUUGUCCAAGGGCUGUGGGAGAAGACCAAGGCACCCAGAGGGACCUUGUAUGGUCAUAGGGAGGAUGUGGCUGUUUCACACAGGCAGUGUUUGGGUUGCUGGGGCUCAGAGGCUCACGUUCUGCCAGUUGUUCUCCCCUCACUCUUUUACCAUCAAUGACAAAUUGCAAUAUCUUGUGUCAGCCCCACUUCAUCCACUCGGCUACCUGAAUGUAAGUGAAACCCUCGUCAAAGGGUGGAAGGCACAACUGUGAGUUCUUACUAGGUAGUGCCAACAUUGGUCAAAGAUGUGAAAUCGCAUCAUGUGCUGUUCCUACGAGAGAAUUCCUAUGAAAUAUGACCCACCUUCUCAGAUUUUACCAUACUUUUAUUCUUAGUGUGCCAAGAGUCACUGGGAAAGUUAUUAAUACCAAGAUGGCACCGAUUUCAGUAUUACCUUACACUUCCCCGUGAUCUUGUAUUCCUUUAACCAGUUGAUGAAAUGUAAAUGUACUGGAGAACAUGGCAGUUUGUGGCUCAGUGCUGGGAGAAUGGUUGGAGAUUCUGGACCAGUGGAGCCAAGAGGAUGUGAAAGCAGUUAUGGGACUGGUGGAUGGAGAAGUGUAGGCUGGAAAUACUGGAAACUCCAAAUGGGUUCCUGCCUCUCAGCUCAUCAGGUGGUACAGAGACCUGCAAGUUAAAUACUGUUUACUGGUACAGAGACCUGCAAGUUAAAUACUGUUUAAUCAGUUUAGUUAUAUGUUUAGCCACAGCCAAUGAAAUGUCUAGGUUUAAUCGAGCACCUUGUUGAUUCUUGUUGAUUGAUGAGAUUGUAAGAAAGCAGAUGCUGGAGUCUGGAACUCAGCGGGCUGAGCAGCAUUUGUGUAGGUCAGGUUGAAAUCCACACCGGGAUUCUCUGCCACCACUGAUGCAGCAGCUUGACUCACUGAGCUCCUCCAGCAGUCUGUGCCUUGUUGGUUGGAAAUGUUGACAAGUGACCAGCAACACUCAGUCCUGUCUCAAUUCCUGAGUCUUAUUGGUAUUUCUAUGCUAAGAAUGCAGAAAUCCACAUGAUACUUUGUACUAUGGUACAGCUUGCAGAAGAGUGGCCAUAGCACAAAAUAUGCAAGUUUCCUCCAGGAUCCCUCGAUUCAUAGUCCUGAGAGAAAUGAAGGAAAACAAAUGUAUUCAAUAGCAAUAACAAAAGAUGAAGCCACACUCAGGUUGGAGGAACAACCUUAUAUUCCGUCUGGGUAGCCUCCAACCUGAUGGCAUGAACAUUGACUUCUCUAACUUCCGCUAAUGCCCCACCUCCCCCUCGUACCCCAUCCAUUAUUUAUUUAUAUACACACAUUCUUUCUCUCUCUCUCUCUCUCUUCUUUUUCUCCCUCUGACUAUACCCCUUGCCCAUCUUCUGGAGUUUUCCUCCCUCCCCCUUUUCCUUCUCCCUGGGCCUCCUGUCCCAUAUCCCUUUUGCCAAUCACCUGUCCAGCUCUUGGCUCCAUCCCUCCCCCUCCCGUCUUCUCCUAUCAUUUUGGAUCUCCCCCUCCCCCUCCAACUUUCAAAUCCCUUACUCACUCUUCCUUCAGUUAGUCCUGACGAAGAGUCUCGGCCUGAAACGUCGACUGUACCUCUUCCUAGAGAUGCUGCCUGGCCUGCUGCGUUCACCAGCAACUUUGUUGUGUGUUGCUUGAAUUUCCAACAUCUGCAGAAUUCCUGUUGUUUACAUAUUCCUGUUGCUUGGAUUUAUCUAACUAAUUAUGUAUAUCAGGCCGAAAUAAAAUGUUUAGAAAGAAGGACGUUAUUUCACUGUUUUCUGGUUGGUUUUGUGCAGCUAUUCUCAGAAAUCCUGAAGAUUGUUAUUACAAGUUCCUUGUGUUGGGGAAAGUUGCAUUCACUUGUAUCACUCAGGCGGCAAAAGGCAGCAUUGUGAAUCACGGUAUGGGUCCUAUCCUUUGGAGAAAACCUUAGUGAAGAAAUACACAAGCACACCUCAGCAGUCAGCAUCUAGAAGUUAACCAGUCCAAACAGGUUACCUAUCCAUUAUUAGUGGAAAAAACAGGCCCUUCAGCCAGCAUGUCCAUGCUGACCAUCUGUUCUUACCAGUCACCCUCUGUCUCCAUUCAUUUUGCUCACUUGACUUGUGGCCCUGGUCAAUGCUUUGCUGAAGUCCAUGUGAACCACAUCAACAUAUUUUAUUAUUCUUCCGAAAACUUAACCAAGGCAUGAUCUCCCACCGACAAAUCCACACUGAACAUCCCCGGCAGUCCCUGUAUUCUCAUUCUCAGUGUAGAUUAAAUGUACUGUUAGAAUUUUUUUUAAAAAUAACUUACCUUCCUUCCUCUAAUGUUAGACUCACAGCCUGUCUCUGUGGCCCUUCUUGAAUAAAGGCACUACAUUUGCUGUCCCGUUAUAUGGCACCUCACCUGUGGCCAGUGAAGAUUUAAAAUCAGAAUAUUCUGGAAACAAAAUGGGGGAAAAGAAACAGAGCUAAUGCUCAAAGAUCUGAAGUCAGAACUGGGAAGGAAAUGAAAGAAACUGUGGGGAGGGAUUGGGAGAGGUGGGAUGUCUCUAAUGGGUAAAACCAGGUUGACCAUGGGGAUAUGCUGUAAGCAAAGUUAUCACACAUCUCCAAUGACUUGCUGCUCCUUGGCCAAGCAAAAUGCUUCUCCCUGUCCUGAAUGGUCUUCUCUCGGAGCUGUGAUACUUGGUUCUGGGCAGGCAUGUUAGCAUUGGUCUUGUUAAGCCCCACAGGAGCUUUCUCAUCAACUCUCAUUCUUUUGAAGUCUGAGUGAUAAAAAAAGCCCAUCUUGCACAAAUGUAUCAUCCUGAGGAAUGAACCUGAUGAGCCUUUGGUGUACUCUGUUCUGUUGGAAAUAAAUCCUUCUGUAGGUUGGGUGACCAGACAUGACCUGUUUUACAGAGCUUGAACAAUAAUGAAUAUUCCAUAUCUACACAGUGUUCCACGUAUUGUCUGGUCAGGGAACAAACAUCUCUAUACUUGCACUAAAAUUCCCUUGCAAUGGCCAACAUGCCACUGACCUUAUUUCCUUGGUGUAAGUCCGCAGUGGUGCAUGUUCAAAGAUAGUCCUUGAACAAUAGCACCCCCCAGUUUGUGGGCAUUUAGGAAACAGCUUCCCUAUAUUUUUCCAUGUGUUCCAUGCCCUCACUUUGUCUGUGCACUUCAUUCUGAAACCUCUCUACAGCCCCCUUACAGCUGGCACUGCAGAAGCUCCAGUAACCAGGAAUAUUCAUCAUCCUGCCUCAGUUCAGCUCUGUAAAACAGGUCAGGUCAGGCUUUGACCAGCUCUCUCAACUCACCUAUCUGUAUUUAGUGUUCAGAUACAUCCCACAAAUUCCAUCUAUUUGAACUUUUCUUACUCAGUUUCCCAGAUAAUUUCACGUAUGUUCAGCCUUCUAGUUCUACCUUUCCUCCUUUGGAUUCUUUUCUCAGCUUCCCAUGCCAGUAUGCAAGACAAGCUGUUGGUUGUAUCUUGAUAUGUGACAAUAACAAACCAAUAUCCUGUUAAAACUAGCUUAAUAGUGUUGAGGUGCAGUCUAUCCAGCAUUUGCAGAUCCCGACUUCCUCAGAGCUAGUUGCAACCUCAGAGAAUCUGAUCUUCAACCCACCUCCCAACCCUUCCACCAGCUCUUUCCAACCAUACCUUUGUGUAUGUUACCCUCUUGUGCUCUUGGCUCCCAGCACUGAGAAUUAUUGCCCUUAAGAUCCUGCACUUUAAUAUUCUGCCUCCUUCUACUACCCAUUGUGUUUUCCCCUAUUCUUUCUUCCCCAUUUCUGCCUAUCACCUCCCUGCCUCCCUUCCCCACCCCUUUAUCUUUCCCCUUACUGGUUUUUCACCUGGAACCUACCAGCCUUCUCCUUCCACCCUCCCCCUAACUUCUUUAUAGGGCCUCUGCCCCUUCCCUCUACAGUCCUGACAAAGGGUUUCAGCCCGAAACAUUGACCGAUCUUUUCCACGGAUGCUGUCCGACCUGCUGAGUUCCUCCAGCGUGUUGUGAGUGUUACCAAUUUGUAUGUGAUCUGCAAAUUCCUCCUACGUCGUUAGCUAAGUAACAAAGUCCUAGCAUGGUACACCACUGAUCACAGACCUCCAAUCUGUAAAUCAUUCUCCUACCACUAGCACCAAGCUAGAUUUGGAUCUAAUUAGCCAGCUCACCUUGUAUCCUAUGUUUCUUAACCUUGUGGAUCAAUCUCCAAUGUGGAACCUUGUUAAAUUUCAUACCAUUCUUUCUAAUCAGUCCCUCUUUGCAAAUGAACAUAAAUGUUGUCCCUUUGAAUUUUUUCCUGUAACUUGCCUACUUCUAACAUAAUUUAAAUUGACCUGCAGUUACCUGACUUACCCCUGCCACCAUAUUCUAGCUAUUCUCUAGCCUUCGGAUACUUCAUCUUUGGCUCACAAAGAUGUACAAAAAUCUUCACCAGGGCCCUAGCAAACGAGGUAUCUUUAAGCAUUAAAAUUACCUGAUCUUUCACCAUGCUUUUCUGAUUUGAGCAUGAAAGCAAUGGCCUCACCAGAUUAGCACAGUACAGAAAUAAGCCCUUCAGUCCAUUAUGACUGUACUGACCAUCUACAUCAAUCCCACAUGUUCUUGGUCUGUGGUCAAACUGUAUCUUGGUGAUGCAAGCACUUGUUCAGAUGCUUUUGAAACUGUUCCCAUGCAUUCUCAGGGAGUGUGUCCCAGUGUCCAACCCCACCCCCCAGGUGAAAAUACUUUUCUCAGAUCUCCUCUAAACCUUAAGGCUGAUUUAUACUUGUGCAUACUAGCUUAAGCAAGUGCCUACGCAAGUGGGCUACGCCGUUGUGAGCAUUUAUACUUGCGCGUUGGUGUGUCUGCGUCACUCUGCAGUUCACCGCCAAAACACCAGUUGGCGAUGGGGUUUCUAUGCCACUGUGUUGAAUUUCUUUGUGUUUAAACAAUGGCGACUGAAACUGAAGGAGGGUGAAUUUUCUGUGCUUGUCCAGCCACUGAGAGUACAUGGACGAGGAGAUGCAUUUCAAAUAUUUUCGGAUGUCGGCAGGUAGAAUUUGACGAUUUGGUUCAUUGUCUCCAACCAUUUAUUUCGCAUUAGUGUAUGCACAGUAUACUCAGAGACUGGCAAUCACCAUUUGAGUUUUAGCUUCUGGUGGAAGUGGCUGUAGCAGCUAGCUACAAACUGGCGUCAAGCACAGGGUCCUCCAUAAUUUCGGAGGUCUGUAAAGCUUUAUGUAAAGCAUUGCAGCCAGAGUUCCUUCCCUGCCCUUCAAUCGCUCAAUGGGAGAGGUGCGCAUUAGGCAUAGGGUUCGGCAUAGAGUACAGCGUAGGGAACAUGGCUAUUUGACAUUUGACACAAAUAUAAAUCAGCCUUUACUCCUCAUAUUUGAUUCGAUUUGAUUGUAAGGGGAAUACAUAGGCGUUUCUGCGGCCGCAAACGAGAUUCCAGGAGGGUACGUUGCCUCCCCGGUGCAAGGGUCAAGGAUGUCUCUGAGCGGCUGCAGGACAUUCUGGAGUGGGAGGGUGCCAACAGCCAGUGGUCGUGGUGCACAUAGGUACCAACAAUAUAGGUAAAAAAUGGGAUGAGGUCCUACAAGGGGAAUUUAGGGAGUUAGGAGAUAAACUAAAAAGUAGGACCACAAAGGUAAUAAUCUCUGGAUUACUACCAGUGCCACAUGCUAGUCAGAGUAGAAAUAGGAGGAUAUUUCAGAUGAAUACGUGGCUUGAAAAAUGGUGCAAGGGGGAGGGAUUCAAAUUUCUGGGGCAUUGGAACCAGUCUGGAGAAGGUGGGAUAGUACAAACAGGACGGUCUGCACCUGGGCUGGACUGGAACCAAUGUCCUAGGGGGAGCGUUUGGUACUGUUGUUCAGGAGGAUUUAAACUAAUGUGGCAGGGGGAUGGGAACAAGUGCAGAGAGACAGAGGGGUGUAGAAUGAGGGUAGAAGCAAAAAGUAGUAAGGUGAAAAGUAAAAGUGGCAGGCCGGCAAAUCCAGGGCAAAAAUCAAAAAGGGUCACUUUUCAACAUAAUAGUAUAGGGGCUAAGAGUGUUGUAAAAGCAAGCCUAAAGGCUUUGUGUGUCAACGCAAGGAGCAUUCGUAUCAAGGUAGUUGAAAUGAAUGUGCAGAUAGUUAUUAAUGAAUAUGAUAUAGUUGGGAUCACAGAGACAUGGCUCCAGGGUGACCAAGGAUGGGAGCUCAACAUUCAGGGAUAUUUAAUAUUCAGGAGGGAAAGACAUGAAAGAAAAGGAGGUGGGGCAGCAUUGCUGGUUAGAGAGGAGAUUAACGCAAUAGAAAGGAAGGACAUUAGCCGGGAGGAUGUGGAAUUGAUAUGGGUCAAGCUGCAUAACACUAAGGGGCAGAAAACGCUGGUGGGAGUUGUGUACAGGCCACCUAACAGUAGUAGUUGGGGAUGGCAUUAAACAGGAAAUUAGAAAUGUGUGCAAUAAAGGAACAGCAGUUAUAAUGGGUGACUUCAAUCUACAUAUAGAUUGGGUGAACCAAAUUGGUAAGGGUGCUGAGGAAGAGGAUUUCUUGGAAUGUAUGCGGGAUGGUUUUUUGAACCAACAUGUUGAGGAACCAACUAGAGAGCAGGCUAUUCUGGACUGGGUUUUGAGCAAUGAGGAAGGGUUAAUUAGCAAUCUUGUUGUGCGAGGCCCCUUGGUUAAGGGUGACCAUAAUAAUAAUAAUAUGGUGAAAUUCUUCAUUAAGACGAUGAGUGAUAUAGUUAAUUCAGAAACAAAGGUUCUGAACUUAAAGAAGGGUAACUUUGAAGGUAUGAGACGUGAAUUAGCUAAGAUAGACUGGCAAAUGAUACUUAAAGGGUUAACGGCAAGCAUUUAAAGAUCGCAUGGAUGAACUACAACAAUUGUUCAACAAUUAUUCAUCCCAGUUUGGCAAAAGAAUAAACCAGGGAAGGUAGUGCACCCGUGGCUGACAAGGGAAAUUAGGGAUAGUAUCAAUUCCAAAGAAGAAACAUACAAAUUAGCCAGAAAAAGCAGCACACCUGAGAACUGGGAGAAAUUCAGAGUCCAGCAGAGGAGGACAAAGGGCUUAAUUAGGAAAGGGAAAAAAGAUUAUGAGAGAAAGCUGGCAGGGAACAUAAAAACUGACUGUAAAAGCUUUUAUAGAUAUGUGAAAAGAAAAAGAUUGGUUAAGACAAAUGUAGGUCCCUUACAGUCAGAAACAGGUGAAUUGAUUAUGGGGAACAAGGACAUGGCAGACCAAUUGAAUAACUACUUUGGUUCUCUCUUCACUAAGGCGGGCAUAAUAAUCUUCCAGAAAUAGUAGGGGACUGAGGGUCUAGUGAGAUGGAGGAACUGAGGGAAAUACAUGUUAGUAGGGAAGUGGUGUUAGGUAAAUUGAAGGGAUUAAAGACAGAUAAAUCCCCAGGGCCAGAUGGUCUGCACCCCAGAGUACUUAAGGAAGUAACCCAAGAAAUAGUGGAUGCAUUAGUGAUAAUUUUUCAAAAUUCUUUAGAUUCUGGAUUAGUUCCUGAGGAUUGGAGGGUGACUAAUGUAACCCCGCUUUUUAAAAAAGGAGAGAGAGAGAAACCGGGGAAUUAUAUACCGUUAAACCUGACAUCGAUGGUGGGGAAAAUGCUAGAGUCAGUUAUCAAAGAUGUGAUAACAGCACAUUUGGAAAGUGGUGAAAUCAUCGAACAAAGUCAGCAUGGAUUUGUGAAAGGAAAAUCAUGUCUGACGAAUCUCAUAGAAUUUUUUUGAGGAUGUAACUAGUAGAGUGGAUAGGGGAGAACCAGUGGAUGUGGUAUACUUAGAUUUUCAAAAGGCUUUUGACAAGGUCCCACACAAGAGAUUAGUGUGCAAACUUAAAGCACACGGUAUUGGGGGUAUGGUAUUGAAGUGGAUAGAGAACUAGUUGGCAGACAGGAAGCAAAGAGUGGGAAUAAAUGGGACCUUUUCAGAAUGGCAAGCAGUGACUAGUGGGGUACUGCAAGGCUCAGUGCUGGGACCCCAGUUGUUUACAAUAUAUAUAAAUGAUUCAGACGAGGGAAUAAAAUGCAGCAUCUCCAAGUUUGCGGAUGACACAAAGCUGGGCAGCAGUGUUCGCUGUGAGGAGGAUGCUAGGAUGAUGCAGGGUGACUUGGAUAGGUUAGGUGAAUGGACAAAUUCAUGGCAGAUGCAAUUAAAUGUGGAUAAAUGUGAGGUUAUCCACUUUGGUGGCAAGAACAGGAAAACAAAUUAUUAUCUGAAUGGUGGCCGAUUAGGAAAAGGAGAGGUGCAACGAGACCUGGGUGUCAUUGUACACCAGUCAUUGAAAGUGGGUAUGCAGGUACAGCAGGCGGUGAAAAAGGCGAAUGGUAUGGUGGCAUUCAUAGCAAGAGGAUUCGAGUACAGGAGCAGGGAGGUACUACUGCAGUUGUACAAGGCCUUGGUGAGACCACACCUGGAGUAUUGUGUGCAGUUUUGGUCCCCUAAUCUGAGGAAAGACAUUCUUGCUAUAGAGGGAGUACAAAGAAGGUUCACCAGAUUGAUUCCUGGGAUGGCAGGACUUUCAUAUGAUGAAAGACUGGAUCGACUAGACUUAUACUCUCUGGCAUUUAGAAGAUUGAGGGGGGAAUCUUAUUGAAACGUAUAAAAUUCUAAAGGGAUUGGACAGGCUAGAUGCAGGAAGAUUGUUCCCGAUGUUGGGGAAGUCCAGAACGAGGGGUCACAGAUUGAGGAUAAAGGGGAAGCCUUUUAGGACUGAGAUGAGGAAAAACUUCUUCACACAGAGAGUGGUGAAUCUGUGGAAUUCUCUGCCACAGGAAACAGUUGAGGCCAGUUCACUGGCUAUAUUUAAGAGGGAGUUAGAUAUGGCCCUUGUGGCUAAAGGGAUCGGGGGUAUGGAGAGAAGGCAGGUACAGGGUUCUGAGCUGGAUGAUCAGCCAUGAUCAUACUGAAUGGUGGUGUAGGCUCAAAGGGUCAAAUGGCCUACUCCUUCACCUAUUUUCUAUGUUUCUAUCUGUGCCGUCGGAGUUUGGAGAACCCCCCCCCCCCCCAUUAUGGGCAAAACCUCUCAUCUAUUCAGAGCUCUCUAAAACUGGUUGCACAGACCGAGAGUGUGGCAAAGAAGCUCUUUGUUAGUCUUGCCUUUAUUAGUCAAGGCAUUGAGAUCAAGGGUCAGGCAGUUAAUUUGCAGGUUUAAAAAACUCUGUUUAUCCACAUCUAUAGUUAUUGCUUUCAAUUCCCUGUUGUAGGAAGGACAUGGAGACUUCAGAGAGGGUGCAGAGUGUGUUACCAGGACGCUGCCUAGAUUAGAGAGCAUAGCUACAAGGAGAGACUGGACCAGUAUUUUUUUCUCUCUCUCUGGAUAGGUCUUGGUUGAGGGGAGACCUAAUAGAAAUUUAAAUUAUACGUUAGAUAGCCAGUAUCCAUCUUCCAGGGUCAAAAUGUCUAAUACUAGAGGCCUUGUGAUUAAGGUGAGAGGGGGUAAGUUCAAAGGAGAUGUGUGUGGCAGAUUAAUUUUUUUGCACACACACAGAGUGGUGGGUGCCUGGAAUGUGUUGCCAAGAGUGGUGAUGGAGGCAAACAUGAUAGCGACAUUUAAGAAGCUCUUAGAUAGAGAUGGAGGGAUAUGACUCUGCAGGCAGGAAUUAGUUUAGUUAGGCAGGUACUUACUAGUUUAACUCAACAUGAGGGCUUUCUCAUGUGCUGUUCUAUGUCCCUCAUAAUUUUGUAUGCCUGCACCAGGCUCCCACUUAGCCUCCUCAGUCCAAUGAAAACAAAUCCAAACAAUCCAGUUGCUCAUCAAAACAUGAACAUGCCAUCCCAGGUGACCACCUCUACACUCCCUCCAGUAGUGCAGUAACCAGAACUGCACACUGUCUUUCAGAUGCCGUCUAACAAGUUCCAUGUUCUUAUAUUCUGUUACCACCCAAUUAUGCCUUCUUUACUACUUUACUCUAACCUUUAGGGAUGCAUGGAUUGUAUAUCAAAGUUCAUCGAUACUCCCCUAAUGCCAUCCUAUUCACCCUUAUUGAACACUUCCCACUUUAUGCUUCAUCUACCAAAGUCUUGCCCACAUUUCUGUAAAAACCCUCUUGGUUUAGCAUUGUCAGCAGUAAUGGUGCCAUCAGACAUGCUGUUGGCCUAUACUGUGAGUAAGUGGGCCUCUGGUCACAGCCACCAACACGAGAAGGAAUCCACUUAUUCCCACUGUCUGCUUUCUGGCCAGUAAACAUGUGUUAGUCCACAUCAAUAACAACCUUGACUUCAUGAACUCUAUAAAGUUACAGAACGUCUCUGUGUCCUCAGGCCCUUUAUCUCACCUUAUCCAUGCCAACCAUCUUCUGGAGGAAAAAAUACUCUUCCUCCGGUCCUCUCUAAACCUCCUACCCCUUCCUAUGUCUGCUAAGUUUUGUCACCACCGUCAUGGAAUGAAUUUCCAUCUACAAAGUUCUGCCCUUCUUAGCCCUACCACGGGUUCAGCCACCUGCCAACCACCUCCUCAAGGAAACCUGCCUCCCCAGUCUCUCUCUACCCAGCUGGAGCACCUCCUUCAGAAGGAUGAGCAGUUCAGCCUGGCAGCUUACCCACCACUUUACAUAUACUUGGAGAUAAGCAACCAUGUGCUGGCAGUGGCUGGAUGUGAAUAAAACAAGUUCAGUUCAGCAAACUCAACUCUAUUUGACAAAUGGAAUGUGAUAAAGUGUAUACUUAACAACAUUUGCAAAGCUUGAGCAGAGAAAGCAUAAAUCAAGCACAUACUCCUAUGUGGUAUCAUUCUAACUUACAUUUUAAAUAAAAUCCUCAUGGACCUGGUAUGAAAAACCAUUCACCAAAGCUUAACAAAGUGUCUUGCAAAAUUAUCCGAUAAAGUGGAGAAGCAGUGAAAAAUUCCUCAUUUAACUGUUCACUUGUUCAUCCAAGUAUUAGUUACAGGAUUUGUUAAAGCACCAGAUAGUAUUACCAAAACAGUUCCAAAAAUAGAUUCUAUUUCCACUUUAAUUCCUCAGCACUGCAACAUAUAUAAGACCAUACGGUUGACUGGGAAAAUCACGGUUAGUGAUGGAUCUCAAGAGAGUGAGUUGUAGAUGGCUUUUUAGAGCAGUUUGUCAUUGAGCCUGCUAGGGGAUCAGCUAUACUGGAUUGGGUGUUAUGUAAUGUACCGGAGGUGAUUCGGGAGCUUAAGGUAAAAGAACCCUUCGGAGGCAGUGAUCACAAUAUGAUUGAGUUCAACUUGAAAUUUGAAAGGGAGAAAGUAAAGUCUGAUGUAGCAGUAUUUCAGUGGAGUAAAGGAAAUUACAGAGGUAUGAGAGAGGAGUUGGCCGAAGUGGAAGGUGCUGGCAGGGAUGACAGCAGAGGAGCAAUGGCGUGAGUUACUGGGAAAAAUGAGGAAGGUGCAGGAUAGAUGUAUUCCAAAAACAAAGAAAUACUCAAAUGGCAAAAUAGUCCAACCAUGGCUGACAAGGGAAGUCAAAGUUAAUAUAAACACAAAAGAGAGGGCAUAUAACAAAAUUAGUGGGAAGAUAAACGGUUGGGAAGCUUUUAAAAACUUACAGAGAGCAACUAAAAGAAUCAUUAGCAGGGAAAAGAUGAAGUAUGAAAGGAAGCUAGCAAACAAUAUCAAAGUGAAAGCUUCUUUAAGUGUGCAAAAAUAAAAGAGAGAUGAGAGUGGAUAUAGGACCAUUUGAAAAGGAGGCCAGAGAAAUAAUAAAGAGGGACCAGGAGAUGGCAAAUGAACUAAAUGAGUAUUUUGCAUCAGUCUUCACUGUGGAAGUAAUGAUCUUUCAAGAAUCAUUGAACUCUGGCAUGGUGCCAGAGGACUGAAAAUUGCAUAUGACACUCCACUCUUUAAGAAAGGAAGGAGACAACAGAAAGGAAAUUAUAGACCAGUUAGCCUGACUUCAGUGGUUGGGAAGAUGUUGGAGUCCAUUGUUGAGGAUGAGGUUAUGGAGUACUUGGUGACACAGGACAAGAUAGGAGAAAGUCAGCAUGGUUUCCUGAAGGGAAAAUCUUGCGUGACAAACUUGUUGGAAUUCUUUGAGAUUACAAGUAGGAUAGAUAAAGGGGAUGCAGUGGAUGUUGUAUAUUUGGACUUUCAGAAAGCCUUUGACAAGGUGCCACACAUGAGGCUUCUUAUCAAGUUAGGACCCCAAGGUAUUACAGAUAAGUUAUUGGCAUUGUUGGAGCAUUGGAUGAUAGGUAGGAGGCAGCAGCAAGUGGGAAUAAAAGGAUCCUUUUCAGAUUGUCUGCCAGUGACUUUUUAAAAAUUUAUUUAUGGGAUGUGGACGUCGCCUGUUAAGCCAGCAUUUAUUGCCCAUCCCUUGUUUUUCUUGAGAAGGUGAUGAGCUGCCUUCUUGAACCGCUGCAGACCCUGAGGUGUAGGUACACCCACAGUGCUGUUAGGGGCAGAAUUCCAUGACUUGGACCCAGCCACAAUGAAGGAAUGGCGAUGUGUUUCCAAGUCAGGAUGGUGAGUAACUUGGAGGGGUAUUUCCAAGUGGUGUUGUUCCCAGGAAUCUGUUGUUCUCAUCCUUCUAGAUUGUGGUGGUCGUGGGGCUGGAAGGUACUGCCUUAGGAACUUUGGUGUGCUGUUGCAGUGCAUCUUGUAGAUAGUAGACACUGCUGCAACUAUUCUUUGAUGGUGGAGGGAUUGGAUGCUUGUGGAAGGGGUACCAAUCAAGUGGGCUGCCUUGUACUGGGUAGUGUCAAGCUUCUUGAGUGUUGAUGGAGCUGAACUCAUCCAGACGAGUGGCCAGUAUUCCAUGACACUCCUGACCUGAGCCUUGUAGAUGGUGGACAGGCUUUGGGGAGUCACGAAGUGAGUUACACGCCUAGCCCUUGACCUGCUCUGGUAGCCAUGGUGUUUAUAUGGCUAGACCAGUUCAGUUUCCUGUUAAUGGUAACUCCAGGAUGUUGAUAGUAGGGGAUUCAGUGAUGGUGAUGCCACUGAAUCUCAAGGGAUAAUAGUCAGAGCCUCUCUUGUUGGAGAUGAUCAUUGCCAAGCAUUUGUACGGCUCGUUUGACUGUUUCUUUUUAUGCUGUACAUCAAUGACUUGGAUGAUGGAAUAGAUGGCUUUGAUGCCAAGUUUGCAGAUGAUACGAAGAUUGAUGGAGGGGCAGGUAUUGUUGAGGAAACAGGUAGGCUGCAGAACGACUUAAGACAGAUUAGGAGAAUGCGCAAGAAAGUGGCAAAUGAAAUACAAUGCUGGAAAAUGCAUGAUCAUGCACUUUGGUAGUAGAAAUAAAUGUGCAGACUAUUUUCUAAACAGGGAGAAAAUCCAAAAAUGUGAGAUGCAAAGCGACUUGAGAGUCCUUGAGCAGAAGACCCUAAAGGUUAACUUGCAGGUA
Mobula hypostoma (lesser devil ray) is the source of this 16039-nucleotide messenger RNA. Its product is annotated as chloride anion exchanger-like. Bases 119 to 2380 code for a protein of 753 amino acids. NCBI's taxonomy places the organism in Eukaryota, Metazoa, Chordata, Chondrichthyes, Myliobatiformes, Myliobatidae. The transcript is spliced from 21 exons. Gene Ontology annotation, molecular function: secondary active sulfate transmembrane transporter activity; oxalate transmembrane transporter activity; bicarbonate transmembrane transporter activity. Gene Ontology annotation, cellular component: plasma membrane. Gene Ontology annotation, biological process: transmembrane transport. The record is from RefSeq and is a predicted model, not a curated record.